Aedes aegypti (yellow fever mosquito) is the source of this 1972-nucleotide messenger RNA. Its product is annotated as aromatic-L-amino-acid decarboxylase. Gene Ontology annotation, molecular function: aromatic-L-amino-acid decarboxylase activity; pyridoxal phosphate binding. The record is from RefSeq and is a predicted model, not a curated record. The transcript is spliced from 6 exons. The coding region runs from base 294 to 1766 and encodes 490 amino acids. Lineage: Eukaryota; Metazoa; Arthropoda; Insecta; Diptera; Culicidae. Gene Ontology annotation, biological process: amino acid metabolic process; catecholamine metabolic process; serotonin biosynthetic process.
UUAGCUUUCAGUUCAUAGAAACGGCGCGAUCGAGCACACAGCACAAUAGUAGCUUCUAAGUUGUUGGGGUGGUUUAAACUCACGGUGCUUACUUUAUUUCCGCCCUUCCUUUUUCCCGUCGGAUGGUUUCGCCUAAUCGGGGUAACCUGUUGAUUCAUAGACGGCGUACUUCCGGAAGCAGUUAGUGGCGACGCAAUCAAGUGUGGACUUUUGGCACUCUUACAGAGAAAAGCCAUUCAUUGCUUCGAUUAAUCAUCGUAACAUUUGAACGGAGCUUCCUAACAAAAUUCGGAAUGGGCACUAACAAGUUUGAAGCUCCACCUGUCACCGAAAUGCAAGCCCCGCAGUUCAAAGACUUCGCCAAGGAGAUGGUGGACUACAUCGCCAACUACCUGGAGAACAUCCGCGAUCGCCGUGUCCUUCCGGAGGUUCAACCGGGAUACCUCAAGCCCCUUAUCCCGUCGGAGGCCCCGGAGAAACCGGAAAGCUGGGAAGCCGUGAUGGCCGACAUCGAGCGUGUCAUCAUGCCUGGUGUCACCCACUGGCACAGCCCCAAGUUCCACGCGUACUUCCCAACGGCCAACUCCUAUCCAGCGAUCGUGGCCGAUAUGCUUAGUGGUGCGAUUGCCUGCAUCGGAUUCACAUGGAUUGCUAGCCCCGCGUGUACCGAGCUGGAAGUCGAGAUGCUCAAUUGGUUGGGUAAAAUGCUUGGACUGCCAGAGGAGUUCCUAGCAAGCUCGGGAGGUCAGGCAGGAGGUGUCAUUCAGGGAACCGCUAGUGAGGCUACUCUUGUGGCGUUGCUCGGUGCUAAAGCUAAGGCUAUCAAGCGUACCCAGGAAGAACACCCCGAGUGGGAUGAAACCUACAUCAUUUCGCGAUUGGUUGGAUACACAUCUAAUCAAUCUCACUCAUCUGUAGAACGAGCAGGUUUGCUUGGAGGAGUUAAACUGCGUUCUCUCAAGGCCGACAGUAACCUGCAACUCCGUGGGGAAACUCUAGAAGAAGCCAUCAAACAAGAUUUGGCCGAUGGACUGAUCCCGUUCUAUGCCGUGUGUACCCUCGGAACGACUAACACGUGUGCUUUCGAUCGAUUGGAUGAACUGGGUCCAGUUGGUAACAAAUACAACGUAUGGAUCCACGUGGAUGCUGCCUAUGCCGGAUCGGCCUUUGUCUGUCCAGAAUAUCGUCAUCUGAUGAAGGGAAUCGAAACUGCUGAUUCGUUCAACUUUAACCCACACAAGUGGAUGCUGGUUAACUUCGACUGCAGUGCUAUGUGGCUGAAGGAACCGUACUGGAUCGUCAACGCUUUCAACGUAGAUCCAUUGUACCUGAAGCACGACAUGCAAGGAUCGGCUCCAGACUACCGUCACUGGCAAAUCCCAUUGGGCAGACGCUUCCGUGCUCUGAAGUUGUGGUUCGUGCUGCGUUUGUACGGUGUUGAGAACAUCCAAGCUCACAUUCGUCGUCAUUGCGCUUUUGCUAAGCAAUUUGAGGCUCUUUGUGUUGCAGACAGCCGUUUUGAAAUCUUCUCAACCGUUCAGAUGGGUUUGGUGUGCUUCAGAUUGAAGGGAAACAACGAAAUAAGCGAAGCUCUGCUCAAGAAGAUCAACGGACGAGGAAAGAUCCAUAUGGUGCCGUCAAAGGUUAACGAUGUCUACUUCUUGCGUAUGGCAGUAUGUUCUCGAUUCACCGAAGCCUCGGAUAUCGAGUACUCCUGGAACGAAGUCUCUGCCGUCGCUGAUGAACUGUUGGCCGAAAAGAAAUAAACUGGCGUUUCACAAUGUUCCUGAUGGCACAACGUGUCCAACUGUAUUACUCACUCACUCAAUCUCUCUAAUUAUUCUGAAUGGUAUAGAACUGCUAUGAUAGCUUAAUCUUCCAUGUAUUGUCCAAAUGCAACACUUGGAGUAAACUAAAAGGACCAUAAAAAAACAAUCACGCAAAAUAAUAAUAUAUUUGUGAAUAUUGAAAA